Messenger RNA from Recurvomyces mirabilis, 3147 nucleotides. RefSeq lists its product as uncharacterized. Lineage: Eukaryota; Fungi; Ascomycota; Dothideomycetes; Mycosphaerellales; Teratosphaeriaceae. Bases 1 to 3147 code for a protein of 1048 amino acids. Gene Ontology annotation, biological process: intracellular signal transduction; protein autophosphorylation; peptidyl-serine phosphorylation. Gene Ontology annotation, cellular component: cytoplasm; nucleus. The transcript has 3 exons. The record is from RefSeq and is a predicted model, not a curated record. Gene Ontology annotation, molecular function: calcium/calmodulin-dependent protein kinase activity; calmodulin binding; calcium-dependent protein serine/threonine kinase activity.
AUGGCUGCGAAUAGCAUUGAGCUGGUGCAGCUUGCGAAACUCGAAGCUGAAGUCUCCACCGAUGGUCUCACAACCCAGCACAUAUAUCAAUCCCCGCCAAUAUGGGGAUUCGGAAGCGUAAAGAAGGAGGUGGUGUGGAAGAGAGUGUCAUCGAUCGGAAGCGGUGGGUUUGGAACAGUAUACAGGGAAGAAGCAAUGACUAGUGAGGACACUAGAGAUGUAAGAGCCGUCAAAGCUGUACGAAAGCCUAUGUUGCAGCAUGCCAGAGCAGUGAGAUAUGACAGAGAACUCGAGGCUGUAGCACGAUUCUCGCAAGAAAAGGUGAAUUGGCCAAAUUCGCUGUGUCCUCGUUACGGUCUUCCCAUGCCAGAGAAUGAGGCGCAACAGAUUGUCACCCAAACGCUGCAAGCCCUGCACUUCAUGCAUGACCUUGGGUACGCACAUAGAGACCUCAAGCCGCAGAACCUGCUCGUUUUUAACAAAGCACCACGAUGGCAUAUCAAGCUUGCAGACUUUGGCCUGAGCAAGCGUAUCGUCGCCGAAGCUACAUCUUUGCGUACUAGUGCGGGAACUCCAGCUUUUCAGGCGCCAGAAGUACUAGGCUUCGGAUCCGAUGACGAGGACUUGUCCGACGACGAUGAAGCUCAAAGAUCCUACACUAAAGGCAUUGAUAUCUGGGCUGUAGGAGUUAUCGCAUUCUUGUUGCUGACAGGAGAGACCCCUUUCCCACCAUCCGAGCCUCGGGUCUUGAAAAGAUAUACCAAAGGAAAGACAGCAUUCCCAACUCAGCGACUUCGUCAGGUCAGCGCACACGGUUGCACACUGGUACAGGGAUUGCUGGCUCCUAAAGCUGGUAACCGACCAAGUAUAGCCGCCAGCCUCAAUCAUAGCUGGCUCCGAGGCAAUCACGUUCUCAAGGAUGUCAGUACCACGUCACAACUCAGCGCGGCAUCUGGAAGGUGGACCAUACAAGGUGAUACGAGUGGUGUGGUCCAUAGAGAUACAUCACCGAGGCAAAGUUUUAGUACUCACGGACACGCCACCGACCAGGCAAGGGAGGGGAGGACGAUAACGGCUCGAGAGAAGAAGUCCGCACCUGAGCAAAUUGCCAGUGAACAGAAGCCACGUCCUCCAUCGGGGCAGGACAUUGCUCAGGUUGAACGGGCACUCACAAGACUACAAUCACCAAGAAACGGGCAGCCACUCUCAAACGAGCCAGAGCGAGAGGGUUCGUUGCGCCGUGAAGGUAAAUAUUAUGAUGCUACGUCCAAGAUCUCGAUACCUGACAUUCGGACUAUUACCACUAAUGCAGAGCAUGAUGAAGCUGUUCAAAAGCGUGUCAUGAGCAAUGGCGCUCACCGCAUUGAUUGGACAACGACAAAGACGUCCAACUGGGCCCCAGAGAAAGAUGUCACCACCACGAAACCGGGUAUUGUCCGAGGAUCGGGUAUUUUACCGCCAGUGCCGGACAUUGAUGAGGAGGCACGGGCACACACAAACCCCGACUCAUCAGAACGAAUACGGCCUUUUUUGAGAGAGCGCAAGCAGGUUGAAUCCUUGGAUCGCGAAGAUAGUACUUACGAGGUCUCGUCCAGAACUGCAGCAAGCGGCGUGUCAACUAUUGCAGGAGGCACGGAGCAUGAAGAAGCCUCCGAAAAGCGUGUUGCUGGUGACAGCGACUGGCGCAAAGGCGUGCUGGCAAAGCAUAUGGUCGACCAGAAUCAGGAGAUCGAAUACAGAUCCAGGCCAGUCGGUGUUCGUCGAACCUUCGAUAUAUCUCCGCGGAUGCAGGAUCUCGGGAAUCGCAUACGGCCACCUAACGGAGAUAGGUCACCGACACCAAGUUCACCACCAAGUGUGCUGGAACGAGGACAUAGCAUGGACGAUGAUGGCAGAAAGCAUGCACCUCGCCUAGCGACUAUGGCCAAACGCUUCUACAAGGACUACAGGAAGAGGAGCUGUCCCAAAGCACAAUUGAUAGAUAGUCCUGAAGCAGGCAUGCUGGCCACUGUUAAUCACAGUCACGCGGCCAAUGUAUCUGCUACCGAGUUUUCGAACACGCCAGCAGCACUGGACCAACAACUCGAGGAUGAGUCUUCAGGACACCUCGCUGGCAUUGUUGACAUUGAAUGCUAUGCUUUGCCUUCACAAGAUUCCACUAGCAAGAAGAAGGUCAUACCCUUGCUUCUCGAUAAGGCCAAGUGGACCCACCAAAUGUCUUCGAUGAAUGGACGACGCGCGGUCUUCACCACUAAGUCUCCGGUCUCGGACAUAGGUACCGAAUCGUGUGUUGUAGACACCACGACUGGCGUCAUUGUUUGGCCUUUAGACGACAAUGUCUGCCACCUCCAUAUAGCUGCUCUCUCACCAGAUGGACAACGUCUAGUCCUCAGAGACGACAAUGUUCUCACUGUGGUCGAGCAGCGUACAGGAGCGCUCAUUUGGUCAACAGAAGACCUAAGAUUCGAUGACAUGGACUCGCCAUGCUGCGCCUACUCUCCGAAUGGACAGCAGGUGCUUCUUCCUCAGGCGUCGGCAGUGCUCUUCCUGGACGCGACGAAUGGUAAAAGAAUUAAACAUCUCCGGCCUUUUAAGGGUCGACAGGGACGUGAGAUCGAUAUGUGCGUGGUGUGCUCUGCAGAGUCUGGACGAUUUGUGCUUGGAAGUCGUCAUGGCAUAUUUCUCGUGUGUGACGCCAAGAAUGGCCAGGUUUGUCAAGCAGUAGACUUCACUGCCACAGAUAGACUGUCUAUGGUAGUGUGCUCGCAGGAUGGGCGUUGGAUGACUGGCGUGGCCGGGACGACUGCCAAUGUCUGGAGCACAUCAACAGGAGCGAGACUCGAGUGGCUUGCCGAAAUGAAGUCAUCAGUCAUAAGAAGUGCUCUUUCUCCUAACGGUAUACAAGUAGCGCUAGUACGCACACCUUCAAAGGUGGAGAUUCGGGACUUUACCACCGGGAUCUUGCUAAGGUCGCUCUAUCUGGAGCUGGAGGAGAAGUCCGCCUGGUCCAAGGUCCAUUUGCAUUCGAUAGCAUUUUCCCCUUGUGGACGCAGUGUAUGCCUGCUGGUUGCGCUACCCAGUGGGCUGAGGUCCAGAGCACUAACAAACGAAAGCUGGAUAUGGGAUCUGGAGACUCGUGCGGUAUAG